GUUAUUUAAAAAUUCUAAGGAAUAUGGCAAGAAAAAUAAAUUUUUUGAUAUUUUUGCUAUAUUUUAGCAUCUUUGGCAAAGCUAGUGGGACUCAUCAAGAGAAACGACCAAAAGAAGGCCGUUUAGAAAUUGUUCAGAGUGGUAAAGGAACCACAGAAUGAGUUGAUGCCAUUAGGUAUUCAUUCACUCCUGAGGGAACUCCAAUCCAAAUGAAUAUGUUUAUGCAAUCUGGAAGAGGUCUUAAUCAGCCUGGGAAUGAAGAAAGCUGUCAUAAUUUCCCUCAUACAAGAUAUGUUAUUUUGACUAUUCAAAAUAUGCCAAGUGUUCAUAUGCUUGGAUUUUGAGCGCCUAUUCAAUGUGACUCCGAAGAAGAUUUUACAGGGUUUAAACAGUGGGCUGAUCGGCAAUUGAAAGAUUUAGGAUUCGAAGAUGCUGAAUUAUCAGUUUCGUUCCCAUUUGAUGAUGCUCUAUCUCCAAAUGUGGGAACAUGGGCCACGAUUGCAUUAUUCUGAGUUAUUAUCUUACUUUGACUUGGAGGGAUAUUUGCUGAGACUACUUCAAUUCUGGAUAAGUCUGGAGCAGAUCCCUCAAAUAAAAAGGAAGCUAAUCUUAAUUUCUUUGGGUUAUUUCUGUACAAAUUCUCUUUGAUAAACAACACUGACAAGCUUUUCACCAUAGACCAGAAGAUGGAUUCUGGUAUGAAAGUAAUGUGUGGACUCAGAGCCUUGUCAAUCUCAUGGAUAAUGCUGUAUCAAGUCUAUUUCUUCUAUAGGAUUCCUUUCAUCAACACUCAGACUGCUUCUCAAAAUCUUUCAAAUUGGAUUGAUAAUUUAGCACCAUCAGGUCUCUUUGGAGUGGAUAUCUUUUUCCUCGUAGCUGGUUUCACUCAUAUCUAUCAGUUGACAACUAAGAUGUAUGGGAAGAGAUUUGUGAACUAUCCGCUUGUAGUACUCAAUAAAUAUUUGGAGUUCACAAUUCCUCUUGGAUUCACCAUGUUGUUUACCCUGUUUAUUUUACCCCAUCUUGGAAGUGGGGCUAGGUUUGCUGAAAUCACGAGUUUCCCAAAAUGAGAGAGAUACUGGUGGACAACUCUGACGUAUAUUAACCCUGUAUGGCCAUGGGCUUUUGAAGAUAUCUGCCUCGAUUGGACUUGGUACCUCUCCAAUGAGUUUUUCUUCUUUCUCUUUUGACCAUUCUUGGCUUUCAUUUACUGAAAAAAUCGAAAAGUUGGUUACAUCGUGAUCAUUUUGGCAAUAAUUGGGAAUGUUAUUUUGAACAUGGUAAUGACUAAAAUUUUAGGCCUAGGAAUCCUAAUGACGGCAGAUUCUGAAUAUGAUUUUUGGACUUAUAUGUUUGGUAAACCAUGGAACAACUUUGCUCCUUAUGGCAUUGGUGCAAUCUUUGGACUGUUCUACUUUGAGUAUAAGAAUCAAGACUCUCAUGAACAUUUGACGGAGGCUGUAGGGACAAAAGUAUAUGGAUCAUUUCAUAAACGAAGAAUUCUGAGCACACUCUGAUUCAUUAUUGGAGUUUUUAUCUCAUUAUUCUGGUUGUUUAUUCAACAUAGUUUUCUCCAAGGAAAUUUAGAAAUCAAUCCAUGGCCACCAGCUGCAAAUAUGAUCUUUAAUGGUUUUAGUAGUAUGGCUUUUGUCCUUGGAGCAAUGCUGAUGAUUCUCCCUACUUUUGAAGGGAGAAUUUCUUGGUACAAAAGUUUCAUGGGGUCUGACUUCAUGGUAGUAGGUGCAAAAUUAGAAAAUUUUACCUACCUCUUACAUAUGCCUGUGAUCCUUUUCUUCUUUGCAGAUUUUAGACAUGGUGAAUGGAGUAAUUUCUUCAAUGCUGUAGUGGCUACAAGUGCUAUCGUCCCAACAGCAUUCCUUGUGAGUAUACCGUUUACUCUCUGAUGAGAGAUUCCUUUUAUGAAUCUCCAGAAAUUUCUGCUGAUGCCUAAAGAAGAUGCUAAAAGUGACCAACAGGUUAAUGACGCACUACAAAAUAGAGAGUCACUAUACGAGAAAUAAUAGUCUGUAAUAUUCUAUCAUGAAGUGUAUUUUUGAUUUCAGACCUCAUCAGUAUUUCAAUU
Moneuplotes crassus is the source of this 2083-nucleotide messenger RNA. NCBI's taxonomy places the organism in Eukaryota, Ciliophora, Spirotrichea, Euplotida, Euplotidae. The record is from the annotation of a GenBank genome assembly.